Molecule: messenger RNA, 601 nt
Organism: Eruca vesicaria subsp. sativa (arugula)
Lineage: Eukaryota; Viridiplantae; Streptophyta; Magnoliopsida; Brassicales; Brassicaceae
Source: the annotation of a GenBank genome assembly
UCUCGACGUUCUUCGAGCCAAAGGUAAGAGUUUGUAGAAGUACAUCACAAGACCAAAGAUGUCUGAGAAAAAAGGAAGGAAAGAGGAAGUGGUGACCAGAGAGUACACCAUCAACCUCCACAGACGCCUUCACAGCUGUACCUUUAAGAAGAAGGCACCAAAGGCUAUCAAGGAGAUAAGGAAGUUUGCAGAGAAAGCCAUGGGGACAAAGGACGUAAGGGUAGACGUGAAGUUGAACAAGCAAAUAUGGAGCAGAGGUAUCAGAGGUCCUCCCAGAAGGAUUAGGGUGCGUGUUGCCCGCAAAAGAAACGACGAUGAGGACGCAAAGGAAGAGUUUUUCUCACUUGUUACCGUUGCUGAGAUCCCUGCUGAAGGACUCAGUGGACUCGGCACUAAGGUCAUCGACGAAGAGGAUUGAGAAGGGACUAGUCUGUGACUAAGACAAGUUUUGGUGUUCUCUUAUUAGUUUCUUGUUGUUUUCGUUCAGAGUUUUCGUCUUUCUUUGUAGUGUGACUUCCAGUUUUCUUCUCCAAAGACCAAAAAGAUGAAUCAGAUUUGUGUUCUUAUCUUCUGGAUUCUGCUUGAAGCUUGCUUUUCUAGG